Penicillium nucicola is the source of this 3126-nucleotide messenger RNA. Its product is annotated as putative eukaryotic translation initiation factor eIF-2C4. Gene Ontology annotation, molecular function: protein binding; RNA binding. NCBI's taxonomy places the organism in Eukaryota, Fungi, Ascomycota, Eurotiomycetes, Eurotiales, Aspergillaceae. Bases 1 to 3126 code for a protein of 1041 amino acids. The record is from RefSeq and is a predicted model, not a curated record. The transcript is spliced from 6 exons.
AUGAUGUCCGAUUCAUCUGGCUCCGAUCAUCAUGAUCGUUCCUUCGAAAUGGCCUUUGAUGAGCACAGUUCGGCACCCCAACUCGACCCACGUGUCAUUGAAGAAAUCCGCCAGCACAAAUCCAACGUGCACAAGAAUGCACCCCCCAAGAAGACCGACAAGUUUGACGUCUGGAAGAGACGCACGAACUCUGAUGACGGCGAGAAACAGGAGACCGGCAGCCAUGGCGACGAGGGUUCCCCAAUUCACCGAACCCAAUCGCCUGCACGACGGCCCCAUCACUUAACCAAGGAGCAAGAGACUACCACCGUUCAUCCUGAGAGAACUGACCAGGGCACAGCUGUACAGCAUCAAGACCAGGCCCAAGCUCACUGGGAUGGGUGCAAGAACAUCGACAUUCCCUGGCAUCAACUCAAGAUCUUGCGCUCCACUGGAAAACCAGACCCCGUCAAGAUCCAACAGCGUAUUGGAUAUUGCACUGCCGGCAAAGAGAUCGAGUUGAUGAUGAAUGCGUAUCCAAUUCUUUCGUUCCCCACCAAAUCUGUCUACCAAUACGAGAUCAACGUUCUGCAAACUACCGAUAAUCCCAGGGAGAGGCCAGCUCAGACUGAGACUGAUCGACGAAUCCUGAGAAAGUGCUGGAACAGUGACACGCGAAAGGGUCAUAUUCCCGAUGGAAUCUGGGAUGGUGGCAGGAUCUGCUGGUCCAUGAGGGAUUUCAGAAGCUGGGUGGAAACUGUUCAUUUCAAGGCUAACAUGACUCGUGAGCUUCAGACUCAAAGAAAGGUCGAACGUGGCAGCGCUCCUACUUUCAAGAUGUCUAUCCGGCAAAAGCGCAAGCUGAACCUUGGUGUAAUCAGCCACUGGCUUCAGGGAAAUCAUGAACUCGACGAGUACGUGAUUGAAGCCUUGAGUUUCUUGGACCAUCUACUUCGUGAAUGGCCUACCAAGGAGUUUGCUGCGAUCAAGCGAGCUUUCUUCUUUGAUGACCUCGGUGACAGGCACGCGUUGAAACAGGAAUUCUACCAACCCCUUCAGAAUAUGGGUGCUUCCGUUUAUCGUGGCAUUUACCAAGCAAUCCGUCCUACUCCGAAUGGUCUUAUCUUGAAUGUCGAUGUUGCCCACUGCGUGUUCUAUUCCCGUAUCACUCUCAUGGGAUAUCUGAUGAACGCCACAGGUUGUAAUGAUUUCAGCACACUUAUCAGAAGACUACGGCCCCAGAAGGACGCCUCUGGAAAUCUGCAGCACACGGCCUUGGUUGCAGCUCUGAGCAAGAAGAUCUUCGGCCUCAGAGUUGCGCCAAACUACGAUGGAUGCCCUGUUCACCUGAAAAGCUUUCUAGUGAAAGGCCUUAUUGAGGAUACUCCAAGAAGUUUGCAGAUCGACUUCGUGGACAAAGCAACAGGAAAUGUGAAGACUAUGAGUGUUGAGCAGUAUUUCCGUCAACGAUACAAUGUUCGGGUCACGCACCCAAACAUGCUCUUGGUGGAGAUGCAAAAGGACGGCGUCUUUUACCCUGCCGAGUUCCUGGUUAUCAAAAGUCUUCAGAGAUAUCGCCCAAAGCUCAAUGAUGCCCAAUCCGCACAGAUGAUUCAGUGGUGUGCAACGAGACCCCCGAAGCGCUUAGCAAAUGCUCGUCAAUCCAAGGAGUUGCUGAAUCAUAAGCAUGACCCGAUUCUGCAGCAAUAUGGCAUGGUUAUUAGUGAGCAGAUGAUCAAGACCAAGGCCCGUCUCCUCCCUUGCCCUGAGCUUCAAUUUGGUGGUAAUCGAAAGCUCAACCCUAUGCACAAUGGAUCUUGGGACCUGCGUGGAAAGAAAUUCUUCAAGAACAAUGAAAAGACCCUGGAGCGAUGGGGCGUUGGUUACUUCGAAUCUCAGCGACAUGGAAUCAGUCAGGAACAGGUCAUCACAUUCCUUGAACAAUUCCAGAAAACCUACUCUCAAAUGGGAGGUGAUAUCACCAAACGUCCCGUCGUGGUGCCAUUGAAGGAAGAUGUCGGUCCUGGUGUCCGCAGACUCUACGAAGCAGUGGUCUCACGUUACCCAGGCGAGCCCCAAAUUCUGCUCCUGAUUGUUCCGGAUAAGGAUUCUUUCGUGUAUCUUCGCAUCAAGAAAUCCUGCGACUGUCGCUAUGGAGUGCCCUCGCAGGUACUCCAGACUAGGCACUGCAUCGCUAACAAGCCCCAGUACUCCGCGAAUGUCUUGAUGAAGGUCAAUGCUAAGCUAGGAGGUAUCACAGCUCGAGCUGUCCCGAAGAACAAAUCUACUUAUAUGCGGCCUGGUUCCAUGAUCAUCGGUGCGGAUGUCACUCAUCCUAUGAUGGGCGUAUGGACUCCAUCUCUGGCCGCAAUGUCGGUUUCAUCCAACUCUACCGGUACCCGCUACAUGGGUGGCUGUGAAUGCAAUGGUGACCGUAUUGAGAUUAUUCGCGAACGCGUUGUGCAGCAAAUCCUGCGUCCUCUGGUCUCCGAAUGGCAAGCUACCAUUGGAAACGGCAAGGCCCCGGAUUAUGUUUACUACUUCCGCGACGGUGUGUCUGCGUCUGAAUACUGCAAGGUUCUUCGCGAGGAGAUCCCCUCUAUUCGCUUCGCUAUUGCGCACGCGUGUGGUUUGAGAGUUUGGCCAGGUAAGCUCGUCGUUGUUGUCGCCAACAAACGCCAUCACAUCCGUGGCUUCCCUGAUCCAAACAACCGGGCCGCCUCAGAUACUCACGGUGGCUGUCUCCCCGGUACCAUGAUCGAUCGGGAUGUGACAAGUCCCAGUGAAUGGGACUUCCUGCUAUACACUCAUGUCGCUCUCCAAGGAACCGCCCGUCCGGUCUAUUACCACGUUCUUCUCAAUGAAAUUGACGGACUCGGACCAAAUGAGCUGGCGGGCAUGAUCAAUGACCACUGUCAUCAGUACAUUCGCUCGACAACAUCGGUGUCGGUCCACCCUGCGAUCUACUAUGCCCAUCUGAUCUCCGUUCGUGCCCGCCACCACGAGGAUGUUCCAGUCUCUGCUGGCCCUCAAAGUGGCCCUGAGGUCAAGAUGACGAACCCUAAGCCUCCUGGGCCUCGCGCUAAAAAGCUGCUACCAAUCGAGGGCACUUCUAACCGCCUGGCCCUGAGCAUGUGGUAUAUCUAG